AUGAAAGAGAAAGGGAAUGGACUACCUCCACCACUUACCUUGGCAUUGCCGCCACCGCCACCUCCACCGCCGCCGCAGCCGGCGGUGGUGGAGGUGGCUGGAAUUCGGAUGGGAAGGAAUUCGCCGGCGGUGGUGGAGGUGGCGGCAAUGGCAGGUGGAGGGCUUCCAUCAUGGUUGAUUGCAUUGUCUCAACUUGAGCACUUGCUUCUGGGUAACAACAAUUUUACUGACUCCAUACCACCAACAAUCUUCAACAUUUCCUCACAGCAAAUUAUAGAUUUCUCACUGAAUGGCAUAUCCGGCAAUCUUCGUGUGGAUGUGUGCAACCAUCUUCCAAAACUCGAAGAGCUUCAAUUACAGCAUAACGAGUUAAAUGGCCUAAUUCCAUCUGGUGAAAUACCAGAAGAGAUUGGCAACCUUAGGUUAGAGGAAUUAGUGUUACAAUACAAUUACUCAACAGGCCCAAUUCCAGCAGCAAUCUUCAACAUCUCAACACUAUGGAAACGGCUAGACCUUGUGGGUAAUCACCUUUCCGGCAAUCUUCCGUCAGAUAUUGGCCAUUCACUACCCAAUCUUGGCGGACUUUUUUUAGCAGAAAAUAACCUCACCGGAGUCGUCCCUCAUUCUAUUUCAAAUGCUUCCAAUCUCACUAUCUUAGAGCUUUCUUUUAACACAUUCACAGGUUCAAUUCCCCACUCCCUUGGUGACAUAAGAUCCUUCGAAAUUCUAAACCUUGCAGAAAACAAUUUCGUCAGUGAAUCUUCUUCAUCUUCAGAACUGAGCUUCCUGACUUCUUUGACAAACUGCAGAAAUUUAAGACACUUAGGGUUAGGUGGUAAUCCUUUAAAUGGCAAACUUCCAAUUUCCACUGGGAAUUUCUCUACUUCUCUUCAAGAUUUUGAGGUAAGCAAUGGUGGAAUUAAGGGCUAUAUUCUGACAGGGAUAGGUAAUUUAAGCAGCUUGAUAUCCUUGCACCUAAAUGACAAUGAAUUGACUGGACUAAUACCGACAAUGAUCAAAGAAUUAGGGAAGCUCCAACGGUUUUAUCUUUACAACAACAGAAUACAGGGAACCAUUCCAUUGGACCUCUGCCAUUUACUCAACCUGGGUGAAUUGGUUUUGAGUGGAAAUAGAUUGUUUGGUCCGGUCCCGGCAUGCUUAGGGAAUUGGAAAUCUACCCCCAGACUUGCAAGUUUAAAUGUUGCUACCCAAAUUGAUCUAUCAAUGAAUCAAUUCACAGGCAACAUCCCUAGCACAAUUGGUGGCUUGCAAGAUUUAACUUCUCUUUCUUUAGAAAAUAAUAGGCUACAAGGACCUAUUCCCGACGUAUUUCAAAGCAUGGUAGGCUUGGAAUUCUUGGAUCUAUCUCAUAAUAACCUUUCUGGUGUGAUUCCCCGAUCGUUAGAGACACUCUGGCAACUUAAAUAUUUUAAUGUAUCUUUCAAUAGACUAAGUGGAGAAAUUCCCACUGGAGGACCUUUUGCAAAUUUCACGAAUCAAUCAUUUAUGUCGAAUGAAGCAUUGUGCGAUGCCUCUCAAUUCCAAGUCUUGCCAUGUGAUACUAGUUCACUUCACAGAUCAAGGACAAAAAGAGUGCUUCUAGUCAUGCAUAUCAUGUUGCCAAUUGUUUCUAUACUUCUUGUCUUGACGGUCGCUUUUGUAUGUUUGAGAUGUCGAAAGAAAAAUAAAACUCCAAUUCAAACUGGUUCAAUCCUUGCAAUUGCAAGAGAGAGAAUUGCAUACCAUGAACUUCUACAAGCAACUGAUGGGUUUAGAGAUAGCAACUUGCUUGGCAAGGGGAGUUUCGGUUCAGUUUAUAGAGGUAUACUAAUUAAUGGGACUAUUUUGGCUGUAAAGGUAUUCAAUCUGCAGCUAGAAGGUGCUUUAAAGAGUUUCGACACAGAAUGUGAAAUAUUACACAACAUCAGACGCAGAAAUCUCACCAAAGUCAUUAGUAGUUGUUCUAACCUUGAUUUCAAAGCCUUGAUACUCCAAUACAUGCCUAACGGAAGCCUUGAAAAGUGGUUGUAUUCUCACAACUACUGCUUGGAUAUCUCGCAGAGGUUAGAUGUAACGAUAGAUGCGGCAUGUGCAAUCGACUAUCUCCAUAAUGGUUAUUCAACAUCUAUUGUUCAUUGUGAUUUGAAGCCAAGGAAUGUUCUUCUAGAUGAAGAUAUGGUUGCACAUGUGAGUGACUUCGGAAUUGGAAAGUUCUUAGGUGAUGGGAAGAGCACUGCACUAACCAAGACUAUAGCUACGUUUGGGUAUAUUACACCAGAGUAUGGAAUGGAAGGAUUAGUAUCCACAAGUUGUGAUGUUUACAGUUACGGUAUUAUGUUAAUGGAAAUAUUUACAAGAAGGAAACCCACUAAUGACUUAUUUUCUGGAGAUCUGAGCCUCAAGGGUUGGGUGAAGGAGUCAUUACCCAAUGCAGUAAUUCAGGUUAUAGAUUCCAACUUGCUAAGGCCAGAGGAAGAAGAUUUCGCUACAAAUAUGGAGUGUGUGUCAUCCAUCAUGGAAUUAGCUCUAAAUUGCUCUGCAGAAUCACCUCGGUUAAGGAUUAACAUAGGCGAUGUUCUAGUAGCACUCAAGAAGGUCAGACUUCAGUUCCGAGCUAAUCGUGUGCGGAGUUCUCACAAAUUGUGA
This is a messenger RNA of Cornus florida, 2646 nucleotides long. Its product is annotated as probable LRR receptor-like serine/threonine-protein kinase At3g47570. The record is from RefSeq and is a predicted model, not a curated record. The transcript is spliced from 7 exons. The coding region runs from base 1 to 2646 and encodes 881 amino acids. Gene Ontology annotation, biological process: protein phosphorylation. Gene Ontology annotation, molecular function: protein binding; protein kinase activity; ATP binding. NCBI's taxonomy places the organism in Eukaryota, Viridiplantae, Streptophyta, Magnoliopsida, Cornales, Cornaceae.